AUGUUUCGAGUCGAAGUGCUCCCCGGUGGCUCUUCCCAAGCCCAACCGGGCUAUACCUACGUUACCGAUCGCGGAUUGGGUCCAUCCCAAGCCGCUACAGCCCCGACUCUAUCCCGCAAACGCGGCAUCCGCGACGCCGGUAAAGGCGGCGACAUCUCCUCACAGCGCGCGAACGCGAUCGCCCGACAUAUCGCCGAACUCAACAAGGAGAAUCACCGUGACGUACAAAUCGCCGUACCUGUGAAACAAGCUAAGGAGGCCGGCGUACGCAAAACGCGCGAGAAGACCACGUCCAACGUUCGUCGGAUCCUACAGUCCCAGAAGACAUUCAACAACUACCUUGAUGACGAAGAGGCCGCCAUUGCUCAGGGCGGAGGUGGCUUGAGUGCAUUCCAAGGAGGAGGCAACGCGAAUGUCACCGCCAAGGGAGCUGGUAAAGCGGCGGCAACGGCUGCUGCGCGACGAAGUUCCACCCCUGCAACGGGCCCUGCAAAAAAAGCUACGGGUCGCAAACGCAUUUUGGCUGAGGCAAAUUCGGCUUCUCAAUCGGCUGCUGAGUCCUCGCAGACUGAGGCUGCAGAUGGGGAGACGCAAACCCAGGCGGAGGAAUCGAGACCGAGGCUACUAAAGACCGAACACGAUAACGAUCCUCUCUUGCGAUCCUACGCCCCGAAUAUGCCUUCAGACCGUAUCAUGCAGCGGCUUCUCGCCGAACCGCCACUAUCAUAUAAUGCGUCGCGGGCAGCGCCACCACUCGCAUCGCAGCCUCCAAGAGGUUUCUGCUGCAUCUGUGGAUAUUGGGGCAAGAUUCGGUGCAAGAACUGCCAUGUUCGAACCUGUGGACUAGAUUGCUAUCGUCUGCAUGAGGAUUCGAGAUGUGGUGCUUUCUAUUAG
Molecule: messenger RNA, 894 nt
Organism: Penicillium argentinense
Lineage: Eukaryota; Fungi; Ascomycota; Eurotiomycetes; Eurotiales; Aspergillaceae
Product: putative HIT finger domain protein
Exons: 1
Coding region: 1-894 (297 amino acids)
Biological process (GO): chromatin remodeling
Cellular component (GO): Swr1 complex
Molecular function (GO): nucleosome binding
Source: RefSeq, a predicted model, not a curated record